AUGCUGAGUUGCUCAGAUGAGCUGGGGAGGUCUGACCUUUGCCCCGGACAGCCAACUGCUCCCACUCGCCCGCCUCCCUUGGAGCCCUGCAACACACAAUCCAGGUUGCACACAUCGCAAGCAGCGCCCGAGAAAAGGAAUUGCGCUCCCGUGCUUGGCCAAGGCGGCCGGCCAGGGCGUCCCCGGGUCCCCCGAGGGCCCCGAUCCGGACGCUGCCACUGCGCCUGCCCGGAUCCAGCCGAGCGCUCCGCUUUCAGUUUCGUUUCUCCCCGCCGGGCUGCUCACCUGCCCGGCCUCCUGCAGAGCGGCGUCCCCGGGGCAGCUUCCGCCAGCGGAGGGCCGGGCGGAGAGGGCAGGAGGCGAGGGGGAGCGCGGAUCAUGCCCCCCAAGUUCACUUUCCGGGAGACGAGGGAGAUCGGGGAGGAGUUCAUCGCGUUCCUGAAGGACUCGGGCAGGCGAGCCGUGAGCGACAAGGAGGAACUCCGGGCGGUUUACAACGAGGAGUUCCGAAAGAGAGAUAACGAAAGAAGACCCAAUUUCUCGAGUGUGCUGUAUGUUCUUCGGCAAAGUGGCCGUGCUGGAGUAACCGAGGACACUGUACAGUUUGGUGCUGUGAAGAAGAAAGUGAAGUUUGCCAAUCAGUACUGGAGACCAGGAAAUUAUGCUGGAGGUCAGACUCCUCAUGGUCCUGGAUCGGCUGCUGACCCACCUCCUCGAAGAUCACGUGCCAAGGACAGAGCUGAAUUCGUUUCAGAGAAGCAUGGCGUGGAUAUUGUCUCUCAGCAUGAUCUGUCCAAUGGACGCAUUCGCUUUCCUGUGUCUCGUGAUGAGGCCAAAACAAUUACUAUACUUGUCAAAAACAAAGGGGCUCACGACGUGACUCUAUGCAACUUCAGAAAACUGCGUAAAAGUCGUGAGUUAACCUUUGUGGUAUCCCAGCCUCUGCCUGUGGGACUUCUGCCAGGAACAUCAUGUGAGAUUUCAGUUCGCUGCUUGACACACUUCUACGGCUACUUUGCUACGCCCAUACUGUUUGAGUUCAUCAGCGAGCAGAAUGAACUCUUCACAAUUGGGCGUUUUGUGUCAGCUGUUGCUAAUAGCAGACUAGCAGAACAGCUGGCUCCUUCUGCUGACUAUCGACCCUAUCAAGCCAGUCUUCGUAAACCUCAGGUUGUGACUACAGAGCCUGGCUUCCUACCAGAUGACUCUUUACCGUAUGAACUUGAAAAGAAAAUACUUCUAGAGCAAUAUCCCUAUCCAGCCUACUUGAAAGACCUGGUCAGUUAUCUUCACGAGGGCUGUGUGCCCAAUGAUAGCUCCCGCGCCAUGGUUGCCAAGCUUCGGACCGAGCUGAAAGCCACCCUGGAGUUUAACAAUUAUUGCGAGAAGUUUAAACUCCUGCUUCACUUGGAAGAAAUACAAAUGGAAGUGGACAUCCGCCGAUAUGACAUGGUAGAUGUUUGCAUGGAGGCCGAUCCUCUGAAUAGCAGUCUCCUUGUCCUGAAGGUGCCCGGGGUGGCUGAGAACCGCCCAUCGGUAUUAAGAGGUGAUCAUCUUUUUGUGACUUUGGCUGAUAACCGUGGACAGAGUCCAGUUGUCCGGUACCAGGGCUAUGUCCAUGCUGUGGAAUUAGAAAAAGUCAAGCUGGGCUUCUCCCCAAAACUGAGGUCCUUGUUCAUCAAAAACAUGAAAUUUGAUGUGACUUUCACCUUCAAUCGUCUGCCAUUACGGGUUCAACAUCGGGCUGUUUUUCUUGCCCAAGAGAGGCAGCUUCAGCAUUUGCUCUUCCCAUCUUUCUCAUAUCGGGAAUCCUUGCUGUCUGAUGGGCAGCGGCUCAGUCUGUAUGACCUCAGCCUGGAGAGAAAUGAGGAGCAAAGAAGGGCUGUCCAUCAGGUGGUGGCAGGCACUUCCAGACCAGCCCCUUACCUCAUAUUUGGACCUCCAGGUACUGGCAAGACAGUCACUAUGGUAGAGGCCAUCAAACAGGUACUGCGCUGCAUUGAAGGUUCCCAUGUACUUGCCUGUGCCCCUUCCAACAGUGCCGCUGACCUUCUGUGCCAGCAUCUCAUUAAACAUGUGGAUAAAAGGAACAUCUACAGGUUAAAUGCUUACAGCAGGGAUUAUCGCCUGAUACCUGAAGAUAUCAAGCCUUAUUGUAACUGGGAUAAUGCAAUGAAAUGUCCCAUCUAUCCCAGUAAAGAGAAGUUGGAAAGCUACCGAGUUAUCAUCACUACCCUGGUGACAGCAGGAAGGUUGGUCUCUGCUGAUUUCCCCCGGGGGCAUUUUUCUCAUGUCUUUAUUGAUGAGAGUGGCCAUGCUGUGGAGCCAGAGAGCCUGAUUGCCAUUGCAGGUCUCUUAGCCAUGAUGGACCCAAAGACAAAUGCCAAAGGAGGACAGCUUGUUUUGGCAGGGGAUCCUCAGCAACUGGGACCCAUCCUAAGGUCUCCUCUGGCUAUCGAGUAUGGUUUAGAACUUUCCCUGCUGGAGAGGCUGAUGCAUGACAACCCCCUGUACCAAAAGAAGGAUGGAGGUUUCAACCCACAGUUUGUCACCAAACUACUGCGAAACUACAGGUCCCAUCGUGCUAUCUUGAAGUUUCCCAAUGAGAAGUUCUAUGAGGGGGAGCUGCAGGUCCACGCCGACCCUAUCAUCGCAAAUUCCUACUGCUCCUGGAGUGGACUGGCGAAGCAGGGGUUUCCCAUUAUCUUUCAUGGAGUCUGUGGAGAAGACCAACGGGAAGAAAAGAGCCCUUCGUUUUUCAACACUGCUGAGAUCGAGGUGCUGAUAGACUACCUCAAGAAACUGCUUCUGGAACAGCAGGGCAAAAAAGGCCUGUCCCGCAUAUCGCCCAAAGAGAUUGGCAUCAUCUCUCCGUACAGGAAGCAGGUGGAAAAGAUAAGAAAGGGCAUUAAUAUAUCGGAGUUAAAGAACCUGGCAGAUGUCAAGGAUCUAAAGGUGGGCUCUGUGGAGGAGUUCCAGGGCCAGGAGCGGCGUGUUUUGCUUAUUUCCACGGUGCGCAGCCGAAGUGAAUAUAUUGAUAUAGAUGAAAAGUUCAACCUUGGAUUCCUGAAGAAUCCCAAGCGCUUCAACGUGGCCGUGACAAGACCCAAAGCACUCUUGAUUGUCAUAGGCAAUCCAACCACUCUCAAACAGGAUAUCUACUGGGGCGAGUUUCUCAAGUACUGCAGGGAUAAUGGUGCGUACCGAGGAUACCCAUAUGAGGAGGAAGAGAAUGAGGAGGAUGACGUUCUGGCAGCAGAGCUUAAUUCCCUCAGCCUGAAUAGGCAACCGGCAGGCCAUAACUUAGCCGAGAGUCACAUUCAGCAACAAGCGGAGCCAGCAUGGAGACACGAGCACUGA
This is a messenger RNA of Euleptes europaea (tarantolino), 3360 nucleotides long. RefSeq names its product Mov10 RISC complex RNA helicase (gene MOV10). NCBI's taxonomy places the organism in Eukaryota, Metazoa, Chordata, Lepidosauria, Squamata, Sphaerodactylidae. The record is from RefSeq and is a predicted model, not a curated record. Gene Ontology annotation, molecular function: 5'-3' RNA helicase activity; RNA binding. The transcript has 22 exons. The coding region runs from base 1 to 3360 and encodes 1119 amino acids.